This is a messenger RNA of Rhododendron vialii, 1539 nucleotides long. RefSeq names its product GDSL esterase/lipase At5g33370-like. The coding region runs from base 226 to 1329 and encodes 367 amino acids. Gene Ontology annotation, molecular function: hydrolase activity, acting on ester bonds. Lineage: Eukaryota; Viridiplantae; Streptophyta; Magnoliopsida; Ericales; Ericaceae. The transcript has 5 exons. The record is from RefSeq and is a predicted model, not a curated record.
GAUAGCAUUUUCCAAAAGCAAGUUGCACUCUACACAAGUCUGUCAUGGUGAUGAAUUUAAGUCUGCCAAACAACCCCUGCACUGGAGGUAGGAAAAGCAAUAAAUAUAUGGUCUCUCCUUUGCAACCCAAACCUUAUAUAUAAGGGGCACCCCUCCUUGUUACAUCCUCAUUACAAGAAGUUUUGCAAGAGCUGUUUCUAGGGUUAUAUCUCCAGUCCAAUUAAAAUGGAGAGUUCAAUGACUUUCAGCUCUUGGAUGGUUUUAUGCAUGGUGGUGGUGGCUUUGGGUACUCUUGCCCCUCGUGUUGAAGCCAGGGCUUUCUUCGUUUUCGGAGAUUCUCUGGUCGAUAACGGCAACAACAACUAUCUGGCGACCUCUGCCCGUGCCGACUCGCCUCCUUAUGGCAUUGACUACCCGACUCACCGCCCAACUGGCCGCUUCUCUAACGGCCUUAACAUACCCGACAUCAUUAGUGAACAAAUGGGAGCAGAAUCUACAUUGCCGUACUUGAGUCCUGAGCUCAGGGGGCAGAGGCUACUCGUGGGUGCCAAUUUCGCAUCGGCCGGGGUUGGAGUUCUCAACGACACUGGAAUUCAAUUCGUGAACAUAAUCAGGAUGUACAAGCAACUGGAGUACUUCCAGCAAUACCAGACCAGGGUGAGUAGUCUGAUCGGAGCCGAUCAGACCCAGAGGCUCGUGAACCAAGCGCUCAUACUCAUCACCGUCGGUGGCAACGAUUUCGUUAACAACUACUUCCUGGUCCCCUUCUCCGCCCGGUCCCGCCAGUUCUCCCUCCCUGACUAUGUUCGCUACGUUAUCUCCGAGUACCGAAAACUCCUCGUGAGGCUGUAUGAACUGGGGGCUCGACGGGUUCUGGUGACGGGCACGGGGCCGAUGGGAUGCGUGCCGGCCGAAUUGGCGCAGCGGAGCAGGACGGGUGAGUGCGCCGUGGAAUUGCAGCGAGCCGCGGCCUUGUACAAUCCGCAACUUGUACAGAUGGUGGGUGGAGUCAACGACGAAAUUGGAGCUCAGGUCUUCAUAGCUGCAAACACAAUGCUGAUGAACACCGAUUUCAUCUAUAAUCCGGCAGCAUAUGGGUUUGUUACAUCACAGAUAGCAUGUUGCGGGCAAGGCCCGUACAACGGGAUUGGGCUUUGCACGCCCCUCUCCAACUUGUGCCCGAACCGAGACAUCUACGCUUUCUGGGAUCCAUUCCAUCCGUCCGAGAGGGCUAACAGAAUCGUUGUGUCCCGGAUCCUGACUGGCUCGUCCAAGUACAUGAACCCGAUGAACCUCAGCACCAUCUUGGCGUUGGACUCCAACACCUAGCCGUCUUCAACUUUUUUCUCCCACUUUUAUUUCUUACUCCAUUGCUAUUAUCUCUUGAGUGAUCUUUUCCUCCUAUUCAUAUGUUGUUUGUUGGUUUGUUUGGUCUAGUAGAAUGUGAUAAAAACUAGAGGGGUGUGAUUUUUAAUUGCAUCAAUAUGGCUAUCAUUUUGUUUUAAUGAAUAGUACUCGUGGUUUGGUCUUCGAAUUCAA